Messenger RNA from Pongo pygmaeus (Bornean orangutan), 5095 nucleotides. RefSeq names its product pregnancy-specific beta-1-glycoprotein 7. Lineage: Eukaryota; Metazoa; Chordata; Mammalia; Primates; Hominidae. The record is from RefSeq and is a predicted model, not a curated record. The transcript has 6 exons. Bases 3168 to 4427 code for a protein of 419 amino acids.
AGGGAGUUAUUGUUUAAAAGAUACAAAGUUUCAGUUUAAAAUGAUAAAACUUUUCUAGGAAAAAUAGUGGUGAUGUUAAUUUAACACUGUGUAUGUGGUUAAUUUCACUUGAUUGUGUAUUUUAAAGUGGUUAAAAUAGCACAUUAUUCACAGAAGUGUGAAAAAUAGACUUCUAUUAUAUAAUUCAUCCAGGCUAAGGUGUGUGUUAUGGCAGCUGAACCCCAUGAAUACAUCAUCUGACCCAGUGUUUUAAUGAAAGGCAUCAGUAUUUCAAUCAAGUUAGCUGGAAGCUCCUGUCCCCAGGAGAACCAGAGGCCCCAGAACGAGAGCUCCAGCAGAGGAACAACCAGCACAGGGUCCCAUAGGGCAGCCUCAAUGUCAGGCCCUGGAUGGCGUGUGAGGCUACAAUGAUACAACCACAACUUGAAAAUGUAAGUAUUUUUACUACUUACAGACACUAGGGAGCAUUCGACACACCUGGAGACCACAGACACAGAGGUCAGUGAGCCCAGGCAGGGAGGAGAGAAGAGACCGGUAAGCCAAUGGCUUUAUUAAGUCCAGGGUGUUAUCUGACAGGUUUCCAGCAGGGAGCUUUAAUGGAUGUGUUGAAAGCAAGCAGCAAACACUGGGACCAGGAGCUCACGCUGUGACUGAGAGGUGGUCACUUUAAAUGUGAGGGUGAAUGUCAGAAUUAUCAGUUUAAAGAAAGCAGCUGGAGAGAGGGGAGCCCAGCACACCAAGCAGGAGAGAUGCCUCGAAGAUUUUAUCUCUGGCCACCAACUGGAGCCACUUGAACCAGAUACAGUAUUGAAAACUGCCAUGGUGACCAAGCCCUGCCUUUGCUUUGAGGCAAAUAAACUUACACCUUCAAAAAUGAAUGCCAACGCAACAAGACACUAUGAGCAUCAUGAUAUCCAGGGACACCAGCACGGUGUGGUACUGUGCCCUGGAGUCAGAAUCCUGGGUUCUGGUCCCAGGGGGUGAGAAAAUGAAAACGACUUUUCCCUGCCCCCCUGACAUUGAUCUUCCCACCCUGCUUCUCGCUCUUCUGCUCGCAAGCCCACGAGCACUGCUAAGCCGCAGACAUCACUGCCCCCAGCUUUCACAGAAGCUGACAAAAAUCUGCGUUUGGGACAUCUGAUUGUGAAAGAGGGAGAACAGUGAACAUAGAGCCACAGAGACUGGGACUCACGGGGCUGGAAGGUGAUGGAGCUGUAACAUAACAUAUGUGUGACCUCGUGUGAAGUGUGCAGAUCCAUGUGGAAUAAAACAUGCAGCCUGGCCUGGGAUUGCCGCCGUUCACGCUUCCCUCCCUGUCCACCAGAGGGCGACAGACUCCCUUCCAGCCUGGAGCCUUCCCAGGGGAUGCCAACCUCCCUCAGCGGAACCCACAGCCCAGCAGGGUCCACCCUCACCAGGGUCACUUCCGCCCAAGUCCUCAGCGCCCUCCAUGCUCCCCACACGGACUCUGUCAGCUCCUCCCUGACCUGGUGGCCGCCAACCCAACACCACUCCCUCUGCAGGUAGCUCCUGCCCCACACACCUGCUCCUUCCCUGGGCCCAGCUAAAGGCAUCUCCCAGGGCAGCGCUGGUGCACACGACGCCACACUGGGAGCUUUCCCCUCAUGACCUCCCUCCAUCCUCAUCAACUCUUUCUGUCACUGCUCCCUAAAUACCCACCCCUGCUCCAUCUGUCCUGUUCUCUGGGGCAUCCCAGGCCAAGCCUAGCGCUGACACAGAACAGUGGCUGCCUGAGGGUUCACAGCCUCCCCAGAAAUCAGCCAGGCACCCUGUGAUCUGCCGGCCCGCUGCACCCCGGGGGGCUCAGAGCGCGUGUGAUGGUCACACACAGGCAUCAUCCGGGAUGUGGCCACCUACCCCCAGCAGUCCCUUGGGAAGACAGACCUCUCCUGUGUGCUUGUGGGGAGAAGGGGGAUGUUAUUACUCUUUGCUCCCAGAACACAACUCACCCCCACACGCCCUCUCAGCUGUGAGCAACGUCCCUCCAGACAGGCUCUCCGGCCACUGCCUGUUCCUCCUCCACAGAGAGCAGCUUGGCCACGUCAAAACCCUCAGGACAGACCCCUGGGUAUGUCAGCACAUGGAGGGCUGAGCCCAUCACGGCCACGGAGUAAGUCGGGAUGAAUCUCUCCAGCUCUGAACCCCUGCUCUGUCCCAGGCUCCCCCUCCUGCGUCUCAACGAGCCAUGUCCCGUGGGGUUCCUGGGUAACUCCCCACUUCCUCCUGCACCACCACGGGGAAGGUGUGGUGACCACAGGACAGUCAGCUGGGGAGAGAAGAGAGGAUAUCAAAGAUGAUCAGGAAGAACAUGAGAAACCCUGAGCUUCUGCUCAGCAGCCAGCCCCCAGGGAGGCAUAGAGUGACCGAGAACUGUCCCUUUGACUAGGGGACUCAUAGCCCCCACUGAGCAACCAGCACAGGCCUCUCCUCCCAAGAGGCAUGAGAGAUUCACCCUGCACACCUCCAGGAAGGACAGUUUCCUCUGGGACACCCAGGUCCUGAAUGUCCACCCUUGGAAGCUGCAGCCAAGCUAGACACGGUUAGAGAAAGGAAGGGUGCCUCUCACCAGGCAACACACACCUCACCCACAGCACAAUGGGGCAUCACUGUGACAGGGACUUGGUGCAGCUCCAGCCUCCUGCACUGCAGGGGAGAGCCAGAUGGGGAUGAAAGAGGGCAAAAGGUGUGAAUGUGCACCCAGACCCAGAGCCAUGGGGACAGCAGCAGGCUGAGGUCCAGGACUCUGCCUGCCCAAUCUGCAGGGCAUGUGUGGGACUGUGUGGGUCUGUGUGUUUCUCUUCUGUGUGCGUGUGUGUUUUUGCGCAUGUUUGUGUCUGCACAAAGUGUGUGUUGAGGUUUGGUGAAAGAAUCACUGCUGAAAAAGGCAGAGGCCUCCACAAUUCUCAGGGACCUGAAACACAGACAAAAGGAAAAACAGAAGGAGGGACAAGGAGGCAGGACUGAGAGAGGAGGGGACAGAGAGGUGUCCUGGGCCUGACCCCGCCCAUGAGCCUGAGAAGUGCUCCUGCCCCGGGAAGAGGCUCAGUGCAGAAGGAAGAAGGACAGCACAGCCGACAGACGUGCUCAGGAAGCUUCUGGAUCCUAGGCUCAUCUCCACAGAGGAGAACACGCAGGCAGCAGAGACCAUGGGGCCCCUCUCAUCCCCUCCCUGCACACAGCGCAUCACCUGGAAGGGGCUCCUGCUCACAGCAUCACUUUUAAACUUCUGGAACACGCCUACCACUGCUCAAGUCACGAUUGAAGCCCAGCCACCCAAAGUUUCUGAGGGGAAGGAUGUUCUUCUACUUGUCCACAAUUUGCCCAAGAAUCUUACUGGCUACAUCUGGUACAAAGGGCAAAUGAGGGACCUCUACCAUUACAUUACAUCAUACGUAGUAGACGGUCAAACAAUUAUAUAUGGGCCUGCAUACAGUGGACGAGAAACAGUAUAUUCCAAUGCAUCCCUGUUGAUCCAGAAUGUCACCCGGGACGACGCAGGAUCCUACACCUUACACAUCAUAAAGCGAGGUGAUGGGACUAGAGGAAUAACUGGACAUUUCACCUUCACCUUAUACCUGGAGACUCCCAAGCCCUCCAUCUCCAGCAGCAACUUAAACCCCAGGGAGGCGAUGGAGACUGUGAUCUUAACCUGUGAUCCUGAGACUCUGGACGCAAGCUACCUGUGGUGGAUGAACAGUCAGAGCCUCCCUGUGACUCACAGGUUGCAGCUGUCCGAAACCAACAGGACCCUCUUUCUAUUUGGGGUCACAAAGUAUAUCACAGGACCCUAUGAAUGUGAAAUACGGAACCCAGUGAGUGCCAGCCGCAGUGACCCAGUCACCCUGAAUCUCCUCCCGAAGCUGCCCAAGCCCUACAUCACCAUCAACAACAUAAAUCCCAGGGAGAAUAAGGAUGUCUUAACCUUCACCUGUGAACCUAAGAGUGAGAACUACACCUACAUGUGGUGGCUUAAAGGUCAGAGCCUCCCAGUCAGUCCCAGCUUAAAGCAACCCAUUGAAAACAGGAUCCUCAUUCUACCCAGUGUCACGAGAAAUGAAACAGGACCCUAUCAAUGUGAAAUACGAGACCGAUAUGGUGGCAUCCAGAGUAACCCAGUCACCCUGAAUGUCCUCUACGGUCCAGACCUCCCCAGAAUUUACCCUUCAUUCACCUAUUACCGUUCAGGAGAAAACCUCUACUUGUCCUGCUUCGCGGACUCUAACCCACCGGCACAGUAUUCUUGGACAAUUAAUGGGAAGUUUCAGCUAUCAGGAGAAAAGCUCUCUAUCCCCCAGAUUACUACAAAGCAUAGCGGGCUCUAUGCUUGCUCUGUUCGUAACCCAGCCACUGGCAAGGAAAGCUCCAAAUCCGUGACAGUCAAAGUCUCUGACCGGACAUUACCCUGAAUUCUACUAGUUCCUCCAAUUCCAUUUUCUCCCAUGGAAUCACGAAGAGCAAGACCCACUCUGUUCCAGAAGCCUUGUAAGACGGAGGUGGACAACUCAACGUAAAUUUCAUGGGAAAACCCUUGUACCUGAAGCGUGAGCCACUCAGAAUUCAACAAAAUAUUCGACACCAUAACAACAACCACUCAAACUGUAAACCAGGACAAGUUGAUGACUUCACACAGUGGACAGUUUUUCCCAAGAUGUCAGAAUAAGAAUCCCCAUCAGGAUGAGGCUCUCACCGCUCUUAACUAUCCUUGCUCAUGCCUGCCCCUUUCACUGGGCAGGAUAAUGCAGUCAUUAGAAUUUCACAUGUAGUAGUUUCUGAGGGUAACAACAGAGUGUUAGAUAUGUCAUCUCAACCUCACACUUUUACAUAACAUCUCAAGGGGAAAUGUGGCUCUCUCCAUCUUGCAUACAGGGCUCCCAAUAGAAAUGAACACAGAGAUAUUGCCUGUGUGUUUACAGAGAAGAUGAUUUCUAGAAAGAGUAGGAAAGCUGAAAUUAUAGUAGAGUUCCCUUUAAAUGCACAUUGUGUGGAUGGCUCUCACCAUUUCCUAAGAGAUACAUUGUAAAACGUGACAGUAAUACUGAUUCUAGCAGAAUAAAACAUGUAUCACAUUUGCUAA